AUGGCCGCGGGAACAUCAAAAAAGAAUGAAUUGUAUGGGACCACGCGAAAUUUAACCGAAGUAUACAUACUGCUUCGCGCAAAUGCACAACAAAGUAAGCUUCUCUACCAUGACGAUGCUUCUACAAUAUUCAGAUCGAAUGCUGGAGAAGAACGCAUGGCAUUAGUUGAGUUGGAAGAUGGCAGGCCAGAGCCUGAAAACUCUCAGCCGUUUUGGAUUCACACCGCAGAUGAAGUCGAGUUUGAAUUCGAGAGAAUUCGAAGACGUCUCGACGAGUUAUCCGAGGCUCAACAAAGGCAUCUUUCUCGGCCAAAUUUUGGCGAUGAAACUUUUGAAGCUGAGGAGAAAGAAAUGGAAGCGACAACCGAGCAAAUCACACAGAUGUUGACUCAUUCGCAGCGUUUGAUUCGUAUGAUCUCGAAUCAACCGACAAAAAAAGAGAAAGCCACGGAAAGAAAACUUCGUGAGAAUACGUCAAGUGCUUUGAGUUUGACUUUAAGUCAAAUCACUGAACAAUUUAGAACAAGGCAGCUGAAAUAUCUCAAUAAUAUCCAAAAUCGCUCCAAAAAUCUUGACAGUUUCCUUCUAACCGCAAGCAGUAUUGAUGAGCCGAAUUGGGCGGAUCUGGACACGGCGACCACUGCUGAGCUCACAAUGUCACAACUCGAGCAGUUUAUGGCCAAUGAUAGGGAAGUUCGCGAUCGAGAAAAAGAGAUAUUAGCUGUGAACACAUCGAUUCGUGAACUUAGUGAUUUAUUUAAAGAUCUUUCCCAAAUGAUUGUGAAUCAGGGAACAAUUUUAGACAGAAUCGAUUACAAUUGUGAGCAAACAUCUAUUCGCGUUCAGAAAGCAGUCGAUGACGUCAUUAAAGCUGAAGGACAUCAACUGACUUACAGAUGCUCAGCAACAGUUUUUCAGAUGGAUACAGAUAAGAUCAAGCUGCUGAAUAAAGCAACAAUUGCAUUUUCAUAUCUUCAUUCAAACAGUACAACACACGAAUAUCUUCUUGGGGCUAUCGCAGAACUCGUAGAUAAUUCAAGAGAUGCAAAUGCAGAAAAUCUUCACAUUGACUUCGAUAAAGAUCAUGAAUAUUUAUCAAUUCUUGAUGAUGGUUGCGGUAUGACACAGAAAGAGGCAGUUAAUGUAAUUUCAUUUGGUUUCUCUAAUAAACGAAAUAUUGCUGGAAUGAUUGGACAAUAUGGAAACGGUCUCAAAUCAGGAGCCAUGAGAAUUGCCACAGAUAUGCUUUUAUUGACAAAAAAGGAUGGCAUCCUUUCGUGUCUUCUUUUAUCUCGCACAUUUCACAAAGAGCAUGAUUUGAAAGAAGUAUUUGUGCCGAGUCCGUCAUUCAAUGCCGAAGAUCGGCACAUGUUAUGCCAAUCCGACAUGGAAAUUGAAAAACAUCGGCUCGAAAUGUCAAUUAUCUACAAAUAUUCACCAUUUAGCGAUCAGAAUACUUUGUUUGCACAAUUUGAAAAAAUUCGCGGAGAGCACGGAACGUUGAUUAUAUUGUUCAAUUUAAGGCGAUUAGUCACUGGACAACUUGAACUCGAUUUCACUUCUACAGAAGAUGAUAUUCGUCUUACUGAUCAUGUUGCUCAAAGAGAAGAAGAAUACAAUUCCCUUCGAGCAUACUUAUCAGUGUUAUAUCUGAAUCCACGAAUGAAGAUUUAUUUGCGUAAAAAGAAAAUCACGGCUACGCGUAUCACUUCGUUGCUUAUUAUGAAAUAUCGAUACCAAUAUUUGGCCAAAAACCUGAAGGCAUGUGCCACUAAAGAAUAUGAGGCAUGCAAAAUGGCCGUAAAAGAUGCAAAAGAGAGAUUGAGCAUUGCCAAAUCGGAUUAUGGAACAUUUACCAAUACAGAUCCGAAGUUGGCGAGUAAGAAUGAUCGCCUGAUGCAGAGAGUCCACAGUCAGGCUGUUGAGGAUGCGCAGAAAGCUUUGAAAGCAGCUGAAGAACGAGAAGUUCAAGCAAAAAAGGCCAUAUCGAAUCCUCAGCCAUUGUCGAUCGUGUUUGGAAUAAACAUCCACCACAGAAACCGAUAUGGAUGCAUGUUUUACAACAAUGGCCGUUUAAUUUUGGCUUACCAGAAAGGGAGCGCUCAGAAGGAGAAAAAUGACUUAAUGAUGACAUGUCUUGGUGUUGUUGGUAUUGUCGAUGUUCCUUAUUCGGUUUUAGCUCCAACACACAACAAACAAAGUUUUGAAAAUUCGAGAGAGUAUUUGUCUCUUCUGAAAGCUAUGAACGAUUUAAUGAUGAAGUAUUGGAAUGAAAUUGGAAUCGGAAGCAGUCCAUCUGCAAUCAAACAUUUUUGGAAGCAAUACGGAUAUACGAAUAGUGAUUGGACUGCCGAGCCCGCGGAUGAUCUCGAAGGAAAAAGGAAUCGCUUCAAUCGAACCAAUCAUUUUAUUCAGUGCAAUCUUUGCUUGAAAUGGCGACGUGUACCGAUGCAGAUAAAAUACAUCAGCUACGGAAUUCCGGAAGAUUGGAGCUGCGCAAAUCAUCCAAACGCGAGUAACCGUAGAUGUGAUGCUGUUGAAGAAGUCGAGCGAAUCAAAGAAGGUGGACAAAAAGCUGAGAAACAAUUGGAAAUUGCGCCUGUCGUGAAAAGAAGUCUAAGUACCAUCAAAGUUGAACAGCCGCCACCACGUAGCACAAUCGAUGUUGAAAUCGAAAAGGAAAAGGAGAGAAACGGCAAAAAGAUUGCUGAUGUGAUAGAAAUUUCAACGGCACAUCACACACCUCAGGAAACGAAUAAUAAGCCAAUUAAACGGACAUAUCCGCAUUCAACCGAUGCUGAAUCCGAAAGUGAAGAAAGUGAAAAUAAUGAGGAAGAUGACUCUGACGCUGAUGGUGGUCCAACGAAGAAGCGAGUAAAAAAAUCAAUUAAGAAAUUCUCGCCUGAAAAGAAUAGAUACGCGCCAUCGGGUUCUUCGACUCGACCAAGCAGCAGCCGAAUGGUUGGACGCGCUCCAACGUCGACGGCAGCUAGUAGGCCUCGAUACCGCGAGGAUUCAGACGACGAAAUGCCAGUUACGCGAAAAAGCGAACGUCGGUCGAACACGACAUCGAGCCGGGUCUCUGCUCCAUCGCCUCCGAGACAUGUUGCUACGCCUUCUGUUCAGAAAAAGACUGUUGUAGCCGGAAGUUCGACAAGACCUAGAUCCGAAAUACGUGUCAAACAAUCACCUUCGAGCGAGAUUACAAAUGAAAAACCGAAAGUUCCUGAAAUUCCGUUAGACAGAAGUGAGCGCGCUGAAUUGCAGAAACUUAAGGAACUCCAGAAGGAAGAUGCACGACAGAAGCGUGACAUUUUGCAACAACUGGCCAAAAAAGGUUGCAAUGAAGCUGAUAGACUUCUUCGUUUCACCGAUGAUAAAAUCCGUGAGGUUCUUAAUGUCGAAGAAUUGAUAACAAAGUUUUGGGAGGAAAAAGUAACAAAGCCUCUUCGAGCUGCCGAAACACGAAUACUGGAAAAGCGUUCUGAUUUCCGUGAUAAAUUUAUUGGGAAAUCUCUCGAAAAAGUGGUUGAAGUUGAGAAACUACCGAAGAAUCUUGAAAAUGCGUUGAUAUCUAUUGGAAAAUGGAUGAUUCCACAUUACCAGCAAGAUAUUCAACUGCCCAACAACUUCGAAGUAACACGCGAAAAUGUGGCAGAAGUGUUCAUUAAAAUUGCAAAUUUCAUUGAUGUCGACGCGAUGAACAGUCCGCUCGAAACCUGA
Messenger RNA from Caenorhabditis bovis, 3723 nucleotides. Lineage: Eukaryota; Metazoa; Nematoda; Chromadorea; Rhabditida; Rhabditidae. The record is from the annotation of a GenBank genome assembly.